UGAUUAUACAAGUAAGGAUACAUGUGGAAGUAGCACCAGGAAACUAAAAAGAUACAGGGGAACAAGGUGAGGGCGCUGAUACAAAAGCAAAGCACCCGAGACCAAUACCAGGACCAAAACACACCAGCCCAAUGGAAGAAGGGAGGAAGUGGAUGUUCUGACACUGUCUGGUCAAGAAGCUUGGGCAAGUGUUGGUAUUGGAAGAGACAACUGACUACAUGGAUGCUUGAUUAAAGGAGACCAGUUUAUUUGCAUAUAUAUUUAUUACAGAUUUUAUUACAGAAACUGUAAGAUGGCAUUACCUGCUGAAACAUCCCCUACCUCCACCUGGCCUCUUCCCCCUUCACAGUACAUCAACCAAUACACCGAUGAAAUCAUACGUAGGGGAAGAGCCCCAAAGCCUCCCUUGCCCAUCCAUAAUGACUACACAAUGUUCGGUGUUCCUUUCAACGCAGAGGACCUUAUCAUUAGGCCUCUAGAGUCUCAGUCAAUUCGUCGCCUUUAUCCACAAAACUUUGAUCAUCGAAGAGAAUUGAAAAAGCUCAAUCACUCAAUCUUGGUGAACUUCCUGGACCUCUUAGACAUCCUCAUCAAGUGUCCCGACUCAACUAAACGCACAGACAAGAUUGAAGACAUCAACAUCCUCUUUAUCAACAUGCACCAUCUAAUAAACGAAUUCCGACCACACCAAGCACGAGAAACUGUCCGUGUUAUGCUGGAAAUGCAGAAGCGACAGAGACACCAGGUUGCAGAACGAUUAGAACGGCAGGAAGAUGAAGUGAGAAGACUUGUUCGAGAAGCUCUUGGCUCCUUGCCAGACAAUUUAGACUCUGAUUCAAAACUACUUGUGCCUUCCCUUGAGGAGCUCCAGCUGAGGCCAAAGAAUGAUGCAAGUAGCACUGCUGAGGACAAGUGCUCAAGUCUGGAUAGACUCAUGUGCAAUAUUGUGGAUGCAUUAUAAUAAUAUUUUAUAUACAUAAACUACGAUGUAAUAUUUAAAUAUAUAUAUAUUGCUAUGUUAUGAUAUUACUAAAUGUUCCAUAACUACAUUAUGACAGAAUCAUGCUUUCAGAACAAUGAAAUGGAAAUGUGUAUUUGUUCAUAAUGUUUGUGGUUCAUAAGAACAUUUUGUAACUUUGUAUGACAUAAGUGUAAGAAAAACACAACUUCUAAUGAAGUGACAUCCAAAAAUUUUCUUAUUUUCUUAUGAUUGUUUAAUGAUGCUAAGAAAUAUUUUGGAGAAAUAGUACAUAAUAUAUGCUGCAUAAUGCAGUAUCAUUACUGGAUACAAGAUGGUGUAAAUUCAUUUUCUGUCCAAUAUAUGCCUUUCUGGGGUUCAUUUGGUCCUCUCUUCUCCAAGAUUUCUGCCCUCCAUCACCUCAUUACCUCACCUGCUCAUUUACAGUUCCCACCUGUAUUCUGACCCGAGUGCUUUAAAGGACUUGGCCAAACAGUAAAGGUUUCUGUAACAAAUUUUUUCAUGCACUAUUUGCUAUGAUUGAUAAUAAAGGUAAGAAAGUGUU
This is a messenger RNA of Eriocheir sinensis (Chinese mitten crab), 1523 nucleotides long. RefSeq names its product mediator of RNA polymerase II transcription subunit 7-like (gene MED7). The record is from RefSeq and is a predicted model, not a curated record. Bases 293 to 961 code for a protein of 222 amino acids. Gene Ontology annotation, cellular component: core mediator complex; mediator complex. The transcript is spliced from 5 exons. Gene Ontology annotation, biological process: regulation of transcription by RNA polymerase II. Gene Ontology annotation, molecular function: transcription coregulator activity. Lineage: Eukaryota; Metazoa; Arthropoda; Malacostraca; Decapoda; Varunidae.